This is a messenger RNA of Aspergillus viridinutans, 4146 nucleotides long. Its product is annotated as low-affinity phosphate transporter. Gene Ontology annotation, biological process: monoatomic anion transmembrane transport; polyphosphate metabolic process; phosphate ion transport. Gene Ontology annotation, molecular function: phosphate transmembrane transporter activity. Lineage: Eukaryota; Fungi; Ascomycota; Eurotiomycetes; Eurotiales; Aspergillaceae. The transcript has 8 exons. The record is from RefSeq and is a predicted model, not a curated record. Gene Ontology annotation, cellular component: membrane. Bases 1 to 4146 code for a protein of 1381 amino acids.
AUGCCGCCUCGUAUCAAUCUUUUCACAGUGGGCAAGGCCUUGCCUGCCUUUCGCCCAUCCACCUCAUCCGCUGUCAGCUCGCGUUUCAGUAUCAGCCGGCCUCUUACCGCAUCGACCGUACAAGCACAGAGACGAUGGAACUCGUCGAAAUCAGAGAAGAAGGACGAAUUGGAUGGGAUAAAAGGGCCUACGGAGGAUCCGUUGCCUCACGUCAGCGAGGAAGCCGCGCAAAUGGACAAGAUCCUGCACGGUGGGAAGUACGAGGCUACUGCGAGCCCGGAGUUGGAGCAGGGGACUCCUGUCGCUGAGAUCCUGCAGCGCGAUAAAGACGCCCUGAAGCACAUGCCCAAGGUCAUGCAAGACCAGCUGAAGCGAUCGUCUGGCAACCGGUCCUUCUCGACCUUCACACGCCGCUACCAGCCGGACCUACAGGGUCAGGACCUGACCGAUCCCUCGGCGGCCGUUGUCGCCAAUAUGAUUAACCAGGUUAACCAGGAGGUCGCGGAGCUGCACCCCGGAUUGAAGUUUCCGGCUCCUGAGAGCCUCCCCAAGACGGAGAAUUUCCGCGAGAGAUAUGAUUCGUUGCUGGAGCAGUUUACGAAAUUGCUUAUGCGGGAUGGGAAGUUGAGCAAGGCCCAGAAGAACAUGUCCUUCAUUCUUGACCAUCUUCGAACUGCCCCUCCCCCGCAGCCGCACCUGAAGCGCCCCCUCCUCCCUGGUCCUCCCGGCCCGCAACUACCUCUGAACCCCGUCCUCUACCUCACAUUGAUCGUGGACUCGGUCGCACCUCUGAUCAAGAUCCGUCAGCAGAAGGGUAUUGCCGGUGGUGGUGCCGCCGUGCAGAUCCCAGUUCCUCUGAUGCAGAGACAGCGGCGGCGGACGGCCAUCAGAUGGAUCAUUGAUGCCUCUGAUAAGCGUCGGGACAGCAGUUUCGCUCAGCGAGUAGCUCACGAGCUGGUCGCUGUUGCGGAAGGCCGUAGUGGUGUGUGGGAUCGGAGGGAAGCGGUGCAUAAGCUUGGUAUUGCGGGUCGUUCGAAUCUUGGUCUGGUCACUCAGCGCAGUCAUGAGCGCACGCCAUAUACUGACGCCAAAGCCCUAAUUCCUCAACCCCUCCGCGCUGCCCAGACGCCGCAGUUCAGCUCCAGCUCCCUACCACUAAACGACCCAUUAUCAAUAGGCCUAGUCCCCAACUUCGGAGUCGUUCCUUUUCUUUUCUCAAAAUUUCCUCGAGUCGAAACCGUGUCGUCGAAUGCUGUUGGGCGCACCGUGGCACGCAUCGCAUCUGCGACCGGUGCCUACGAACACGGACACGACGGCCACGACCAAAGCUUCGAGCUUGAAGACUUUCACACCCGCAGUCGCUACCCGCUUGUAACACGCGAACGCACUAGCUCCAACCAUCUUCUUUCCACCGAGUCGGACUCGCACGCACAGGCAGAGACACAGGCAGAGGCGAGUGAGAAGUACUCGCAGCGGGGCGAAAAGAGCGGUCAAGGCUACAGGGCGACUUACCUCAGGCUCCGGUUUUGGGUAGAGGCUCUCCGGCGCCGACAGGCUCAGGCUUCAGCAAAGGAAAGUGCGGGGGGGCAAACGAAAGCGAAGAUGAAGUUCUCGCAUAGUAUUCAGUUUAAUGCGGUGCCGGACUGGAGUGCUUAUUACAUUGCGUAUAGCAAUUUGAAGAAAUUGAUAUAUUCCCUCGAGCAGCAUGCUCGGAAAGCGAACGGACAGGCACAGUCGGAUGUCGAGUCCGCGCCGUUGUUAAGCGAGGCACCUACGCCCGAGGCCGUGUUUCGGCGGGCUCUGAACGCAGAGCUGGAGAAGAUAUGCAGUUUCUACGAAGUCAAGGAGUCGGAGAUACUCAAGGAGGUGGAGGAUGUUGUCCGCGAUGCCGAGGAGUACUCGUCCAGGACGGACGGGGCGGACGUGGACCCCAUGAGUGACGCCAUGGUCAAGUGGCGGAGGAUGAGCUCUGGCUCUCACUCGCGCCCGCGCACCGGCAGCUCGUACCGCGAUUUACCGUCGGAGGAGACGGAUGACGAUGAUGGAGCGGAUAGCGAUGACGAGCAUCAGCCGCCGGCUGGGCAGAGAACGGUGCCGUUGACGGCUCGGUCGCGCUCGGACAUGAGCGAUUCGAGAUUCAUGGCUGACUCGAUGCUUCUGGGGUUUGUUCGGCGAGGGAGCGGUGGGCAUGAUGAGCAUUGCAAGGAUCCGCGGUUUCUGGACCUGUACAACGAGGGCUUGUCGCUGAAGCAGCGGGCCGUGAAUGUCUAUGUCUCGCUGUGCGGCCUCAAGUCGUACAUCCAGCUGAACAAGACUGGGUUCUCCAAGGCGUUGAAAAAGUUCGACAAGAUCCUCGACUGCAGUUUGCGGCGGGAGUACAUGAGCUCCACCGUUUCUCCGGCUUAUCCUUUUACGGAUUCGACCAUGAAGAAGAUCGAGGACGUGAUCGCCCGGGUCGAGCAGCUCUACGCGGACGUGAUUACGGGCGGCGACCUGCCGCUGGCCAAACGGGAGCUGCGACUGCAUCUGAGAGAGCACGUUGUCUGGGAGCGGAAUACUGUCUGGCGAGAGAUGAUUGGCAUUGAGCGCAAGGCCCAGGCCGCGAAUGUUGGUAUCCGUCGGACACUGCUGGGAAUGGAUGAGGACCCGGCUGCCGCACGACGACAGGGUGAUGAGCAGGAGGCUGCAGCCAAAGAGAUCAAGACGCCGUUUGGUCGCUAUAGCGUGCCCGAGUGGCUCUGCAGCUUGAGUUUCGGGACUCUGAUUGUCAUUCUGGCGGUGUUUAUCGUCUUGCUCUAUGCUCCGAUCAUGGAUAAACCGGAGCAGCAGAACUGCCUGGCAAUGCUUGUGUUUGUCAGUCUGUUGUGGGCCACAGAAGUCAUUCCCCUCUUCGUGACGUCCCUUUUGAUACCCUUCCUGGUCGUCAUGCUGCGCAUUAUGAAGUCCGCGGAGAAGCCGUACCAGCGUCUGGGACCAAAGGACGCCACGAGCGCGGCUUUCAGCGCGAUGUGGACGCCGGUGAUCAUGCUCCUGCUGGGAGGAUUCACCAUUGCCGCUGCGUUGUCCAAGUACGACAUUGCUCGUCGGAUGGCCAUGUUUGUGCUGAGCAGGGCCGGCUCCAAUCCCAAAGUUGUUCUGCUGACCAACAUGUUUGUGAGCAUGUUUCUUAGUAUGUGGAUUAGCAAUGUGGCCUCGCCGGUUCUUUGCUACUCCAUUAUUCAGCCUCUACUUCGUAAUCUCCCUCCUGAUUCCGACUUUGCCAAAGCCCUUGUGCUGGGUAUUGCGCUGGCUGCCAAUGUUGGAGGCGCCGCGUCGCCGAUUGCGUCGCCCCAGAAUAUCAUCGCGCUGCAGAACAUGUACCCGAGUAUUAGCUGGGGGACGUGGUUCUUUGUUUCGCUGCCCGUCUGCAUCAUUUCGAUUCUUUUGAUUUGGCUCCUCUUGCUGGCUACGUUCCAUCCCAGCCGGGGCACAACCAUUGUGCCGAUGCGACCGGUCAAGGACCGGUUUUCGGGAGUGCAGUACUUUGUCACGAUUGUGACGCUGUUCACCAUCGGGCUGUGGUGUGCCAGCCAUCAGCUCGAGCACGUCUUUGGCGAUAUGGGGGUGAUCGCCAUCAUCCCGAUGGUGCUGUUCUUUGGAACGGGGAUCCUGAACAAGGAGGACUUCAACAACUUCUUGUGGACGAUCAUCAUCCUAGCGGCCGGCGGUCUCUGUCUCGGCAAAGCAGUGACCUCGUCCGGGCUGCUGCACACGAUCGCCAAGGCGAUCACCGCGCGCGUCGACCACUUCAGUCUGUACGGGGUUCUGAUUGUGUUUUCGGCGCUGAUCCUGGUCAUGGCGACGUUCAUCUCGCACACGGUUGCGGCGCUGAUCAUGCUGCCGCUGGUGCGCCAGAUUGGCGUGGGUAUGGACGACCCGCAUCCGAACUUGCUGGUGAUGGCGAGUGCGUUGAUGUGUUCGGUGGCCAUGGCAUUGCCGACCAGCGGGUUUCCCAAUAUGACUGCUAUUAUGACCGAGGUCCCGCAAACGGGUCAACGGUACCUCCACGUGCGGCAUUUCUUCACUCGCGGUAUCCCGGCCAGUUUGAUGUCGUUUGCGGUGAUUGUGACGGUUGGGUAUGGAUUGAUGUAUACUGCGGGGUUGUAG